Messenger RNA from Corythoichthys intestinalis (scribbled pipefish), 5631 nucleotides. It is a transcript of the gene slc45a1, whose product is annotated as solute carrier family 45 member 1. Gene Ontology annotation, cellular component: membrane. NCBI's taxonomy places the organism in Eukaryota, Metazoa, Chordata, Actinopteri, Syngnathiformes, Syngnathidae. The transcript is spliced from 10 exons. Gene Ontology annotation, molecular function: sucrose:proton symporter activity. The coding region runs from base 187 to 2550 and encodes 787 amino acids. The record is from RefSeq and is a predicted model, not a curated record. Gene Ontology annotation, biological process: transmembrane transport.
GGGGGAGAAAAAAACGAGACCUCCGUGUGACUGCAUCAAAAGGGAUCCAAACAGCACCUAUUAUGGCUCCUGAAAUCCGUCUGACGCCUCUUUUAUUAAGCCAACAUGGUUGUUCCUUACGCAUCGCCAUCGCGCGGCUAUAAAUGACGAGGCAGCCCAAUAAGAGAAAGCUGCCUUGAGAGAGCCAUGUCAUCUCCGGGCAUGGGUACCCCCAGCGACCCCCUCCUGGCCAGUCCUGGCGUGGGGAGGCUACCUUCUGUUCAGGACGGUCUUUGGAGGAGCUCGCUACCUAAAACGGCCAGUUUCCCGACGUCCUCCAUCCGACUCCUCAGUCACCGUGCCAACAACUUCCAACGACAGCCCAAGCGGCAGAAAUUGAUUCGACCUUCGCCGCCUCCGCCGCCCAACACGCCAUGUCCCUUGGACCGGCUGGACCUCAGCGAGCUGCCACCAAGACGGGCCUUCCAGGAACUGCUUUUCAACGGGUGCAUUCUGUUUGGGAUUGAAUUCAGCUACGCCAUGGAGACUGCUUACGUGACGCCCGUGCUUCUGCAGAUGGGCCUGCCAGAUCAGUUCUACAGCUUGGUGUGGUUCAUCAGCCCCAUACUGGGAUUCCUGGUUCAGCCUCUUAUUGGAGCGUGGAGUGACCGAUGCACAUCCCGGUUUGGACGCAGGAGACCGUUCAUUUUCGCAUUAGCCAUAGGGGCGCUGGUCGGUCUGACUCUGGUGCUCAAUGGACGGGACAUUGGAGGAGCACUGGCAGACACAGCUUCCAAUCAUAAAUGGGGCAUAAUCCUGACAGUGUGCGGUGUAGUCUUGAUGGACUUCAGCGCAGAUUCAGCAGACAACCCAAGUCACGCCUAUAUGAUGGACGUGUGCAGCCCGGAGGACCAGGACCGGGGGUUGAACAUCCACGCUUUGCUGGCAGGACUCGGGGGUGGCUUUGGGUACAUUGUGGGCGGCAUCAACUGGGAUCAAACCCACUUUGGAAAGUCAAUGGGAGGUCAGCUUCGGGUUAUCUAUAUGUUCACCAGCAUCACACUGGUGAUCGCUACAGCCAUGACUCUUACGAGUAUUCCCGAGCGACCGUUGACAAAGAGCCAGCCCCCCGGGAAAAACCACCUGAAGAGCCCCAACCUUCUCCUUCCUCCCUCGCCGCCUGCGCCGCCGGGAUCUGCACUGGCUGUGGAUGAAGAGGACGAGGAAGGUCACUACAGCUAUUAUUUGUCAAAGUCGAGCCACCCAGAUCCUUUGGCGCAUUCCUGCAGUGCUAACGCUCGUCUCUGCGCUGGACUCACUAGCCCCAUAUCACCUAUAAGCCCCCUUACGCCAAAAUACGGCAGCUUCAUAAGUCGGGACAACUCAAUGACUGGCAUCAAUGAAUUUGCCUCCUCACUGGGGACAUCCUACAUAGACAGCAUUCUUAUAGACUGCUACACAGGGCAACAGACACCACAGGAUGUUUUAGCCCCCAACUCUAUUCCCAUGCCUCCGGGUGACUCCCCUGCACUAGAAGGGUCCGCCCAGACAGAGAGGGAACGUGAUGGGGUCUGUCAUUCAGACACAGAGGGUGACCCGCAGUCCCAACCAGCAUCUCAGGUUAUAUCAGCGGCGGAAACUGGUCCAGUGCUACGACGGGGCUCUACUGCCGGAAUCUUAAAAAGACCGCAGAGUCUGGCACUCAUGGAGGAGCCCAUGGCGACCCAGAUAGUCGGGCUGGAGAACGGACGUAGGAGAACUGUGACGUUCAGCCAGCAGGUUGCAAACAUUUUGCUGAACGGCGUGCGUUACGAAAGCGAUCUCAGUGAAAAUACGGAAACGGGAGAAUCCCAGAUGUCAAUGAAACUCUUGUGUAUAGCCAUCUACCGAAUGCCUCCCUCUCUUCGCAGCUUAUGCACUAACCAUUUUCUGGGCUGGCUGUCCUUCGAAGGCAUGCUGCUUUUCUACACAGAUUUUAUGGGAGAGGUUGUAUUCGAGGGAGACCCCAAAGCUCCCCACGACUCUGAGGCCUACCAGCGCUACAAUGCUGGGGUCAGCAUGGGCUGCUGGGGCAUGUGUAUCUAUGCAUUCAGUGCUGCUUUUUACUCAGCCAUAUUGGAAAAACUAGAGGAGCGUUUCUCCCUACGCACACUCUACUUUUUCGCCUACCUGGCUUUCGGCCUGGGCACGGGUUUGGCUACGCUAUCCACAAACCUUUACGUGGUGCUGUCCCUGUGCGUCACUUAUGGUGUGCUUUUCUCUUCGCUAUGCACACUGCCUUACUCUCUGCUGUGUGAAUACUACCAAAGCCCUCAGUUCUGUGGGUCAUCAGAGGAGGGAACCCGACGCGGUAUGGGGGUGGACAUCUCGCUUUUGAGCUGCCAGUACUUCCUAGCUCAGAUCCUGGUGUCAGUGGCGAUGGGACCCCUGACGUCGCUGGUUGGCGGCGCGCAGGGGGUGAUGUACUUUGCCAGCCUGAUGUCGUUUGUGGGCUGCGCGUAUUCGUCUCUCUGCGUUGUGUACCAGCUGCCCGCCGCGGAGGGAAGAGGAGAAGUUGAAACGGGGGUGUGAACAUCAACAUUGAGAAGAACACAAAGAGACCCCUUUCUUCCCCAGAAGGUGGACAACACGGAUCGCCAAAUACUUUUUUGUGGGAGGGGGUGCAUUAAAACCACCAGCAGCGGCAAGAACGAUUAUCAAUGAUUUCCUUGAGGUUGUUUUAACCUUCUCGAACACCGGCAGACUUCCUAAUUAAACAAUUUGCAGAAACCACCAUUGAUUACUGCUGCCUUAGCAGAAUGUCAAUAUUUGACAUGUACACAAAAGGCUUGCUUUUUAAAAACAUUGUUUUAAUAAUUGCUUCGUUUUUCAGUUUGGAAAAAAAAAAAAAAAAAAACUUUUCAAAAUAAAAUGUUUUCUUGGAAUUCUGAGUCGUUUCAUAAGCCAGCAAUGGGUUUCACAUUUGAGCCUAAGUAAUUCAGGUAUAUCUGUCUUUAUUAUUCAAAAAAAGUUGCUUCAAUCAAAAUAUAUAUUUUCAAUCACAGAAAAAGUCACUCCAAGCAAAAAUAAAUUUGAUUCGAAAAAAAAAAAAAAAAAGUAUUUGAAAAAUACUUUCUUUGAAAGUUUUUUUUGAUUGAAACAACGUUUUUUGAUCAAAUUAAUGUAGUUUUGCAUUUGGACCACAUUUUGGCUAGGACCAAACUAGGAUUGUCUUUAUUUUUCAAUCAUAAAAUAAGUUGCUUCAAACAAAAAAUAUUUUCAAAAGAAAAAUCAUUACAAUCAAAAAUAAAAAAAAUCAUAGAAAAUAAGUUUUUGAAUGCGAAAAAAUAUUUGAGACUCAGAAAUUUGUAUUUGAACACUUAAUUUUUCAUUGUAACUUUUCUUUGAUUAAAGCAAUCCUUUUUGUGUUGGUGUUUUGUUGUGUGCCAUGUUAUGGGUAAGAUAAUUUGUCUAAAUCAUUCAAUCCCAAUAAAAGUUGCUUCAAAGAAAUCAUUUGCAAAAAUAUAUUUUUGAAAUUUUUUUUUUAUUUGAAAUAUAUUUUAUUGAAAUGUCACUUUUUGAAAAGCAAAAAGUUUUUAAAUUUUUAAGUGGAAAAAGUUUUGAAGGCUUUUUUUCCCCCGAUUGAAUCAUUUUGACACAAAGCUUCAACUUCGCUGCUACUUCCAACAUGUUUGAGUGACAGGUGACUAUACCAAUGGCAUAAAAGCAUGAAGCAAGAAUAACUUUUCCACUUUAAAGAAAAAAAAAUAUUUUAAAACUUUUUGCUUUUCAAAAAACUGACACUUCAAUAAAAUAUACAUUUCAGAUUAAAAAAAAAUAUUUUCAAAAAUAUAUUUUUGCAAAUGAUUUCUUUGAUUGAAGCCAUUUUUAUUGUGAUUGAAUGGACUUAGACACUAAUGUUCUACCCAUAAUAUGGCCCAAACACAAAAAGGAUUGCUUGAAAGUUUCAAUGAAAGAUUAAGUGUUCAAAUGCGAAUUUGAGUCUCAAAUAUUUUUUCGCAUUCAAAACCUUUUUUUCUGAGUGAUUUUUCUUUUGAAAAUAUUUGUUUGUAGCAACUUAUUUUUUGAUUGAAUAGACAAUUGUCCUAGCCAAAAGAGUUUCAAAUGUAUCUUUGCAUUCAAAAACAUUUAAUUGAAGUGACCUUUUCUCUCAAUGAAAAUAUUUUGAUUGAAGCAACUUUUUUGGGAUUGAAUAGACACAAACUGACCUCCAUACACUUACGCCAUACGAGGGAGCCAGAGGACAAGUGUACUCACUUUUCUCAAUCAGAAAUGGCGUUUUUAACGCAUUUUAUGGAGUCGACCAUUAAUCACAAAUUUGACAUCUAUAGACAUAUUUGGUUAAGUCAAUAACACCUAGUGCAAUUUCUGCAAUUAUGUUUCAAGAUGAAUAUUCUACAAAGUGAUGUUAUGUUUUUUCCCCCCACUGUAUUGGCUUAAUGCACGAUGAGAUUUUUAGAGAGCAUCACUUUUCGGGAUGCAUUGUAGAUUACGUAAAAAUCUCACUACAAAUUGGAACAGCACAAGAUGGCGAACGUACUUGAGAGCAGACGUGCGGUGAUUCUGAAUACAGCCCAAGACGUUUCGGUUUCCCUGCCAUUUGCUGAACCUUGGACAGACAUUUGGAUGAUUAAGUGGGUCGAGUGACAUCAUUUAAGUAGGGGCGCUCAUUAAAUCAUGUCACACAGAUACUGCACUGCACACAUAUGGUAACCACACACACCUCUAAGACACAUACUCAAAGACACUGUCAACUCAAUUCGCCAUGGCACACAGAACAUUGUCAAACUCUCUCCUCGACAAAUUGCAUACGAACCACCACCACCACCACCACACAACUCAAAGACUAGACUGAAGAAUUUCUCAAGACAGACAAUAUAAACUAUUUAACUCUCAGGACAUACCAGGAAAUACAUACCUGGUGCAUUCACUCAAGACUGUAGAAAAUUAAGUAAAAAGACAUUUUAUUUGUUUGAGAAUAUACAAAGCAGUGGCUGAAGUAACCAGAUGUGAUGGCCGGUUGUUUGAGAGGCAGUCUUGGACACAAAAGUGGGUUACCCAGCCAUAAAUGUAAACUCCGUAAGAAAACGACAAAUCAAAAGAAAAACUGUAAAUGGUACAAACCAGCGUGGAAUGCAUAUGAAACAAACGAGACCAAAGCGUUAAGCUUUAAGAGGGGUUCAAUAACGUUGCCAAACAACAGAAAGCAUGCCCCCUUCAAAAUGGCGGCAGCGUGGAGGGCCUCUAUAAUAUGAGCACCAUCUGUUAGGCCAACAGGGCGGCUAAGGAUUAACUAGCAGCUUAAACACCAACGAAAGAUAAUGCUUUAACUAAUAAUGUUCUUUAUUAUUAUUAGCCCCUGCUUAAAACUUGUCUUUGGUCCUUGAAGUGAAUAUGAGCAGCUGCCUGAAUGUUUGAGUAAUCGGCUGGUCAGAGCUGACUUGAUAGAGGUUGUGCUUACCAACUGAAGCGAGGAAAUGGAAAUCAACUCAUCUCAUAGCAUGGCCCCAUUUAGCACACACAUACAAAAAAAGCUCAUUUAAAGACCAAUAAAUAACAUCUUGAAAAAAAGAAAAAGAAAAAAAGAGGGCCACAAUGUUUCACAACUCCAGUGCAAUGUGAGAACAUGAAGCACAAAAAAAAAAAAAAAAA